This is a messenger RNA of Kwoniella shivajii, 1191 nucleotides long. RefSeq lists its product as uncharacterized. The coding region runs from base 1 to 1191 and encodes 396 amino acids. Gene Ontology annotation, cellular component: spliceosomal complex. The record is from RefSeq and is a predicted model, not a curated record. Lineage: Eukaryota; Fungi; Basidiomycota; Tremellomycetes; Tremellales; Cryptococcaceae. Gene Ontology annotation, biological process: mRNA processing; regulation of mRNA splicing, via spliceosome. Gene Ontology annotation, molecular function: RNA binding. The transcript has 6 exons.
AUGAGAGGCACAAAUGCCGCUCAAGAUUCCAGAUUCAAAGAUAAAGAAGCGGCAUCUAUAAAAGCUACGAAAUUCCCAAAACAUUUCUCUGAAAAAGUCGAUCUGAGGAAAGUGAAUUUAUCAGUAUUGCGGCCUUGGAUAGCAUCAAAAGUGACUGAAUUAAUCAAGAUUGAAGAUGAUGUAGUGGUGGAAUACGUUUUUGGUAUGCUGGAAGAUAAAGAGAAGCCCAUCCCAGAUCCAAAGAAAAUGCAGAUCUCUUUAGUUGGAUUCAUGGAUAAACAUGGUGCAGCAGCAUUCAUGGAUUCUUUAUGGAGUUUAUUACUUUCCGCUCAAAAUACAGUAGGAGGUGUUCCAGCUGAAUUUAUUGAAGCUAAGAAAAAAGAAUUGCAAGCGAAACAAGCUGAAGAGAAAAGAAUACAAGAUACUAGGAAUAUAGGUAGAUCACAAGCUGAAGAUACUUUUGACAGACGAAGGGGCGAUAACGCAUUACCUUCAAGACCUGGUCCGCCACCUAGACGAUCACCGCCUCGAGGAGGUAGAGAUGAAUAUCGACCAAGAGAUAGGGGAGACGAAUAUCGACCCAGACCACCUAGGCGAGAUUUCGAUAGAGAAAGAGAUAAUGGUUAUGGACAACGUCGUGGUGGUGGAUACGAUAGACCAAGAAGUAGAAGUAGGAGUCCGGAAGGUGGUGGCGGUGGUGGUGGCGGUGGAAUGGCUAGAGGAGGUGGAUAUAGACGUAGAUCGCCGUCUCCAAGAAGAAGAUCACCCAGUCCACCCUCCAGAGCUACAAGAAGGGAUUCACCACCUGUAAGACGUAGGAGAUCGCCAAGUCCAUCAACGAGAAGAAGAAGUCCUUCACCCUCAACUAGAAGGAGAGAAAGAUCGAUCACUCCUCUGAAAAAGAAAAGAGAUGAUACCCCGCCAAUAUCGUCAAUAGCACGAUCACCCAGAGGUGAGAAAAGAGAGAAAGGUAGAGCGAGAUCAAGAUCGAGAACUCCAACUCCAAGUGAUCCAGGAACCAACUCAAGAUCCAGAUCACCGACCGUCACUCCGCCGAGAAGGAGGAGGAGAUCACCCAGUGAUAGCAGAAGUAGGAGUCCGAGAGGAGAUGAUAUACAUAAGAAAGGAAGAGGAAGGUUUACGGUAGAAGAUGGGAAAGAAGAGAAGAAAGGGAAAAGCAGAUGGGAUUAA